CUCCCCAAACUCUCUGAUCCAUGUCUUUAUGGACCUUGCUUUGUGCACUAGUCAGGAAAAUUCAUAUGAUCGGUGUGAAUAAUUGUCAUGCCCUAGCAGGGUCGGACUGAACACUCAUGGGGCCCCCGGGCAAUAGGGGAUCAGGGGCCCCUGUGUCCUUGCCCAAACUCAAAAAAGCCUAUGAAAAAGAUACCAGGGGCAUCUCAUGGGGCCCCUUACUGACCCCGGGCCCUCGGGCAGUGCCUGAGUUUCCAAAUGGUCAGUCCGCCCCU
Molecule: messenger RNA, 272 nt
Organism: Staurois parvus
Lineage: Eukaryota; Metazoa; Chordata; Amphibia; Anura; Ranidae
Source: the annotation of a GenBank genome assembly